ACAAAGGUGCUCGCCCAGGUCACGCUGAUCUCAGCCUUUGGAUCUUCCUUCCAGUAUGGCUACAACCUCGUUGUGCUCAACUACCCAGCUCAGUUGAUGCAAGAUUUUUACAACCAGACCUAUCACAAGAGGAACAAUAUCAGCAUAGACAGGGGCUUGCUCAUGUUCCUGUGGGGACUCACGAUUACGUUCUUCCCAAUCGGAGGCCUGGUUGGGACCCUUUUGGCUCGGCCCUUGGCGGAUCAUUGUGGCAGGAGAGACAUCUUGGUGGUAAAUAACUUCUUUUCCGUGGUCGCAGCCAUCCUCUGCUGUUGCUCCAGAGCAGUGCAUUGCUACGAAAUCAUUAUCUUCUCACGCCUGGUCAUUGGAAUAUGUGCAGGCAUAGCUUGCAGCGUGGUCCCCAUGUACCUUGCAGAGAUAUCCCCUCACAACCUGAGAGGAGCCGUCAUCGUGGUGGCGCAUUUGUUCAUCGCCUUUGGCGUCUUGGUGGCUCGGGUGCUCAGUCUCCACGUCGUCCUCGGAACCAGGAAAGGUUGGCCAGUCCUGUUGUCCAUCACUGGCAUCCCAGCAUUACUUCAGUUCUUCCUCUUGCCCCGUUUCCCUGAGAGUCCCAGGUAUCUACUGAUACAGAAGAGGAAUGAAGCGGAAGCAAGGCAAGCCUUGCAGAAGCUGAGAGAGCAGGAUGAUGUGGAGGAUGAGAUCAAAGAGAUUAGAAUGGAGGACGACUUUGAGAAGCCAGAGAAACAGAUGUCCAUGUGUAAGCUUGUGCUUUGCACAACCCAGCAGCGGCAACUCAUUUCCAUCGUCAUCCUGACGCUUGGCCAGCAUCUUUGUGGUCUCUACACAGUGCAGUAUUAUGCAGAGGUAAUCUACUUGUCUACGGGGAUACAAGAGGACUACGUAAGGCACAUCACUGUGAUGAUAAGCGCAACCGUCAUCUUCAUCACCACAAUAACGAUCUUUGUUGUCGAUUCCUCGGGGCGAAGGAUGCUUCUUCUCACCGGCUUUGGGAUCUGCAGCGUCAGCUGCCUUCUGUUAGCCAUGACCCUGGAACUUCAGAACACUGUGGCUUGGAUGUCCUGCUUCAGCACUGCCUUCGUCAUUAUCUACGUGAUCGGACACUCCCUCGGGCCCAGUCCCGUUCCCAGAGUGAUGAUCGCGGAGAUGUUCCUCCAGUCGUCCCGAGCUUCUGCUUUCAUGGUUGGGGAAACCGUCCACUGGGUCGCCCACUUCUUUUUGGACAUGCUGUUUCUUCACAUUAAGGUUGGUCUCCAGCCUUACACCUUCAUCAUCUUCUUCUUCAUCUGCACAUCCACCUACGCUUAUAUCUUCAAGAUGGUCCCAGAGACCAAGAAAAUGAGCUUUGUGGAGAUCAGGAAGCUUCUGGACAAUCCUGAGGCUCAGAGCAGCCAGGAGAAGAAGCCGGCAGAGGAAUAG
This is a messenger RNA of Euleptes europaea (tarantolino), 1437 nucleotides long. RefSeq names its product solute carrier family 2, facilitated glucose transporter member 5-like. Lineage: Eukaryota; Metazoa; Chordata; Lepidosauria; Squamata; Sphaerodactylidae. Bases 97 to 1437 code for a protein of 446 amino acids. Gene Ontology annotation, molecular function: hexose transmembrane transporter activity. Gene Ontology annotation, biological process: monosaccharide transmembrane transport. Gene Ontology annotation, cellular component: membrane. The record is from RefSeq and is a predicted model, not a curated record. The transcript has 11 exons.